AUGAAGCUAGAUCCUGAUGUCAAACCGGUUAUUAGACCACCAAGACGAAUCCCUGUGGCGAUGCAAAAUAAGGUCAAAACGGAGUUGGAAAGGAUGGUAAAGAUUGGCGUAUCCUCUUUCGUAGCGGUGAAGAAGAAAGGAAAAGAUGAAAUCAGAUUAUGCAUCGAUCCAAAAGAUCUUAAUCUGGCCAUUCAACGGCAACAUUAUCCAAUGAGAACGAUUGAGGAGGUAGCGGCACGAAUGCCAAAUGCAAAGUUCUUCACAGUUCUAGAUGCUUCCAGUGGCUUUUGGCAGAUUCCCCUGGAUUACGAAUCAUCGCUGAAGACAACGUUCAAUACACCAUAUGGUAGAUAUCGCUUUUGUCGUAUGCCCUUUGGAAUAAAGUCUGCGUCAGAAGUAUUCCAGAAAGCGAUGGAUCAUUUAUUAGAAGGCUAUCCAUGUGAGGUCAUCGUGGAUGAUAUCCUAGUUUGGGGAACAACUGAAGCGGAGCACGACGAAAGUCUCAUUAAAGUCCUUGAUAGAAUUCGAGAAAUCAACUUGAAGCUCAAAUGGGACAAAUGUAAAUUCAAAGUGAAAGAAGUUGGAUAUGUUGGUCACCUCUUAACUGGAGAAGGAUUAAAACCAGAUCCAGAAAAAAUUCGUGCAAUCGUAGAGAUGAAGACGCCUGAAAAUGUGAAAGAUUUACAGCGAUUUCUUGGCAUGGUGCGUUAUCUUUCGAAGUUUGUUCCACGUUUGAGUGAACUUGCUCUACCGCUACAAAUCCUAACGCAUGUAGAUACACCUUGGGCUUGGGAUGGUGUCCAUCAGAGAGCCUUUGACAACCUCAAAAGUGCGAUUAGUUCUGCACCAGCCUUACCGUUCUAUGAUGUGAGCAAGCCAGUCACACUAACGUGCGAUGCAUCGUUUGGCGGUCUUGGAGCUGCGUGUUUGCAGGAUGGUCUACCGGUAGCAUAUGCUUCGCGAUCAUUGACCAAAACAGAACAGAACUAUGCUCAAAUUGAGAAAGAGCUUUUGGCCGUAACAUUUGCAUGCAACAAGUUCCAUGACUACAUUAUGGGAAAGAAUGUGACGGUUGAAUCUGAUCAUAAACCGUUGGAGAUAAUUAUGAAGAAGCCUUUGUUGACGGCACCAAUGCGGUUACAACGAAUGAUGCUACAAUUGCAGCGAUAUGAUUUAUCAUUGGUUUAUAAGAAAGGAUCUCAGUUGCACAUAGCAGAUAUGCUAUCUCGUGCGCAGCUAAGUCAAACUUCGCCUGCAGAUAGUUAUGAAGACUAUGAAGUAUUGACAGUGCAACCAGUUGGAUCACAUAAAAUGGCUGAGUUACAGCGAGAAACAGCUUUGGAUCCUACAUUGACGACUCUGGCAACAGUAAUACUUCAUGGUUGGCCAGAAAAUAUGAAUGAUGUUUCAAAAGACUUGAAACCAUAUUUCAACGUCAGAGAUCAAUUAGCUACGAGAGAUGGUGUUAUCUAUAAAGGUGAAAAGGUCGUGGUACCGAAGUCACUUCAAUCUGAUUAUUUACAGCGUGUCCAUUUGGGUCAUGCAGGUAUCGAAUCAACCAAAAGAAGAGCUCGAGAUAUCCUGUACUGGCCUGGAAUGAGCGAAGAUAUUGAAAGGCUCGUCCGUGCCUGUUCUGUGUGUAAUAGUUGCAAAUCACAUCAACAACGCGAGCCUCUUAAAAUGCAUGAUGUUCCGGAAAGACCAUGGUCUCGUGUGGCUACAGAUUUGUUUUAUUGGAAUGGGAAAGAUUAUGCAAUGGUCACAGAUUCUUUUUCCGGUUGGAUUGAAAUAACUAAGUUGAGCAACAUCUCUUCAAGAGCGGUGAUUGAAAACUUAAAAGAAGUUUUUUCAAGAUUUAGAAUUCCAGAUGUGCUUUAUUCGGAUAAUGGUCCACAAUAUUCCAGUGAAGAAUUCGAAAUGUUUUCUCGUGAAUGGGGUUUUGGUCACGUAACAAGUAGUCCAUACUAUCCACAAAGUAAUGGUCUAGCGGAAAGGGCAGUACGUAGUGCUAAAGAGUUGCUGGAGAAAUGCAAAAGAGAUGGAACGGAUAUAAGCUUAGCUUUAUUAAAUCAGAGAAACACCCCACGAGAUGACAUUCUUGGAUCACCUGCGCAAAGAUUAAUGUCGAGACGAUUGAAAUCUGCGCUUCCAUGUUCUGACAACUUGCUGAAACGCCAGCAGUUUAAUGACUUGAUAGUUAAAGAUCGUUUGAGUCAAAGAAGGCAGCAACAAAAGAAAUUUUAUGAUAAACAGACAAAGUUUCUACCAGCGUUGGAAAGUGGGGAUGUAGUGCGAAUGCAAACACCAAAAGGUUAUGAUCAGCUUGGUUUUGUUGUGCGUCCUGCAGAAGAACCAAGAUCAUUCGUGGUCAAAUCACAGGGCUAA
Molecule: messenger RNA, 2385 nt
Organism: Dendronephthya gigantea
Lineage: Eukaryota; Metazoa; Cnidaria; Anthozoa; Malacalcyonacea; Nephtheidae
Exons: 1
Coding region: 1-2385 (794 amino acids)
Biological process (GO): DNA integration
Molecular function (GO): nucleic acid binding
Source: RefSeq, a predicted model, not a curated record